GAUGAACUGAGGCGCCAAGCAGAGCAAAUUCGAGAUAAUACAGUCGCCCCGAGCUCACGGGCUGCCUACGUCAACUCCUACUGUCGCUUCAUCUCGUGGCUUCUUCUGAGCCAUCAGAACCUCAUUCCGGACGCAUUUGCAGGCCGUAUCGGCGACGUGACGGGACUCUCCGAGAAGCAAUUGCGGCGGCGUAUUAAACCCCUGCUCACG
Messenger RNA from Phytophthora sojae, 210 nucleotides. RefSeq lists its product as hypothetical. The transcript has a single exon. Lineage: Eukaryota; Oomycota; Peronosporomycetes; Peronosporales; Peronosporaceae. The record is from RefSeq and is a predicted model, not a curated record. The annotation marks the transcript as partial.